Molecule: messenger RNA, 489 nt
Organism: Diaporthe citri
Lineage: Eukaryota; Fungi; Ascomycota; Sordariomycetes; Diaporthales; Diaporthaceae
Exons: 5
Coding region: 1-489 (162 amino acids)
Biological process (GO): proton transmembrane transport
Cellular component (GO): proton-transporting V-type ATPase, V0 domain
Molecular function (GO): proton-transporting ATPase activity, rotational mechanism
Source: RefSeq, a predicted model, not a curated record
AUGUCUACAGAUCUUUGCCCCGUCUACGCGCCCUUCUUUGGCGCCAUGGGCUGCACAUCUGCCAUCGUCUUCACAUGCCUCGGCGCAUCAUACGGAACCGCCAAGUCUGGUGUUGGUAUCUCGGCAAUGGGUGUCCUGCGACCUGACCUCAUCGUGAAGAACAUUGUUCCCGUCAUUAUGGCUGGUAUCAUUGGUAUCUACGGCCUGGUCGUCUCUGUCCUGAUCUCCGACGGCCUCAAGCAGGCUGACUACGCCCUGUUCACCGGCUUCAUCCAGCUCGGUGCCGGUCUCGCCGUCGGUCUGGCUGGUAUGGCUGCUGGUUUCGCUAUUGGUAUUGUCGGUGACGCUGGUGUGCGCGGUACUGCCCAGCAGCCCAGGCUAUUCGUCGGCAUGAUUCUGAUUCUCAUUUUCGCCGAAGUCUUGGGUCUUUACGGCCUGAUUGUUGCCCUUCUUAUGAACUCCAAGGCUGCCAUUAACGUCUCCUGCUAA